Chionomys nivalis (European snow vole) is the source of this 880-nucleotide messenger RNA. Its product is annotated as non-histone chromosomal protein HMG-17-like. The record is from RefSeq and is a predicted model, not a curated record. The coding region runs from base 110 to 382 and encodes 90 amino acids. Gene Ontology annotation, molecular function: nucleosomal DNA binding. The transcript has a single exon. Gene Ontology annotation, biological process: chromatin organization. Gene Ontology annotation, cellular component: chromatin; nucleus. NCBI's taxonomy places the organism in Eukaryota, Metazoa, Chordata, Mammalia, Rodentia, Cricetidae.
UGUGAAGAAGCAGCGAGAACGACCCCCGGACGGACCCCAGCCGCGCACCGCUGCAGCCCCGCGUUCAGCGCCGACGUCCCCCCCCCCCCCCCCCCCCCCCCCCGCCGCCAUGCCCAAAAGAAAGGCUGAAGGGGAUACUAAAGGAGAUAAAGCCAAGGUGAAGGACGAGCCACAGAGAAGAUCGGCAAGGUUGUCCGCUAAACCUGCUCCUCCAAAGCCAGAGCCCAAACCUAAAAGGGCCCCUGCAAAGAAGGGAGAGAAGGUACCCAAGGGGAAGAAAGGGAAGGCCGAUGCUGGUAAGGAUGCCAAUAAUCCUGCAGAGAAUGGAGACGCCAAAACAGACCAGGCACAAAAAACUGAAGGUGCUGGAGACGCCAAGUGAAAUGUGUGCGUUUUUGAUAACUGUGUACUUCUGGUGACUGUACAGUUUGAAAUACUAUUUUUUAUCAAGUUUUAUAAAAAUGCAGAAUUUUGUUUUGCUUUCUUUUUUUUUAAAGCUAUGUUGUUAGCACACAGAACGCUUCAUUGUUUUGGGUGGGGAGGAACAUGUGUCCCUAGCGGUGUCUCCCAAGCUGGAUGGAUGAUGGUUCAUGAUGGAAAACCUCUUUCCCUGAUAAUUUUGAAAGACUCCUCUUGGCUCCCAGGAGAGACGUCCUGGGGACAUGUUGACAUAUGUGGCCACCAUGGCACAACAUGCCUUGUGUGGGAAAACUCAGUUCAUUUUUAUAUCCUCCUCCCCCUGUACCAUCAACAUAGACUUAACUCCCUUAAGACCAGAGACCUGUUGGAACCUGAUCCCCAAAAUUGGUUUUGCCAGUCUGUUGGGCAAUCUGGACUUUGCAGUGAUAUUGAGUGUCCUCAAAAGUGCAGCGGUUCCUUU